AUGGCAGUUUGUAGGAAUUUCCUUUGGAGUGGUCAAAUACAUACAUCUAAAGUACCACUUGUAGCAUGGGAGAUAGUUUGCCAGAGUAAAAAGGAGGGAGACUUGGGAAUUACAGAAUGUAUGAGAUGGAACGAGGUUGAUAUAGCUAAAUAUUUGUGGAAUAUAACAAGCAAAGCUGAUAAUCUUUGGGUCAAAUGGGUGCACGAAAUAUAUAUAAAAGGGGAAGAUUGGUGGCAAUACAAACCGAGUGUGGAUAGUUGCUGGUACUGGAGGAAAAUUUGUAGCAUCAAAGAUAAAUUUGCAGCAGGCUAUGCAGGAAACAAAUGGAUACAAACAAAUAGGGAAUAUACAAUUCAAAGUGGCUAUCGAUGGCUGUCAGGAAAUGGAAACCAAUGGCCAUGGUGGAGAGAUACAUGGAAUACAAUGAACGUGCCAAAACAUAGUAUUAUAUGCUGGUUGACUAUGCAUAGGAGGCUACUAACAAGAGAUAGACUUGCAAAGAUGGGAAUAUGUGGGCAAACAGAAUGCUUAUUUGAAUGUGAGUAUUCAAUGAAAUUCUUAAUGCUGGUACUCGAAUGGAUGGGACUGAACAUACAAAGAACUAACCUGGAGGGAUUAUGGAGGAGACUAGCGAGGAAAGCGACAGGGAAGAUCAGCAGAGCACUUAUCCGAGCAAUAAUAGCAGCCCUAAUAUAUCAUAUUUGGCAAGCACGAAAUGGAGCAUUGUGGAACAAAGCAGUAGUCAGACCGACGGAAAUUAUGAAGAAGAUCAAGGAGGAGAGUAAAGGCAGAUUUAUGAGCAAAAUACAUAGAGGAUUGGAGUCAGUGGCCCGUGAUUGGAUUCUCCAAAAACGUACUCUUGAGUAA
Messenger RNA from Solanum pennellii, 867 nucleotides. RefSeq lists its product as uncharacterized. Bases 1 to 867 code for a protein of 288 amino acids. The record is from RefSeq and is a predicted model, not a curated record. Lineage: Eukaryota; Viridiplantae; Streptophyta; Magnoliopsida; Solanales; Solanaceae. The transcript has 2 exons.